Lampris incognitus (smalleye Pacific opah) is the source of this 2422-nucleotide messenger RNA. It is a transcript of the gene iqub, whose product is annotated as IQ motif and ubiquitin domain containing. The record is from RefSeq and is a predicted model, not a curated record. Gene Ontology annotation, molecular function: protein binding. Gene Ontology annotation, biological process: cilium assembly. Lineage: Eukaryota; Metazoa; Chordata; Actinopteri; Lampriformes; Lampridae. Bases 1 to 2226 code for a protein of 741 amino acids. Gene Ontology annotation, cellular component: acrosomal vesicle; motile cilium. The transcript has 12 exons.
AUGUCGGAGCAAAGCCAAACUGAGGGACAGAAGCAAGCAGAAGACCCGAGUGGGUCCGUAAAAAACCUAGAACAUGAGCCACAUGCCGACGGCCGUGGCCCAGAAGAUCCUCCUGGGGGUGACAGGAGUCCGGCAGCGGAUGACGGAGCCGCCCCGCCGGCCGCUGUUGGGACAGGCCGGUCUGAGACUGCGGGGGUCCGGGAGGGAGGCGGAGAGUCUCCGCAGAGAAACUCCACCGCCACCGUGAAGGUCAUUCUGGUGCCGGAGGGGAAUGUGCUGACCGAGGCCUUUGUCAUUGGACUCAGCAUCCAGCAGCUGAAGCACCACUUUGCCAGAGAGCUCAAAGUACCUGCAGAGGUCCUGCAGAUCUUUCUGGAUGGAGACAUGGUGGAGGAUCAGAGGAGCCUGAUGGAGCUUGGUGUUCAGCCCCACGGCACCGCCCGGCUGGAGAUGAGUUCUACAGAACCAAACACACACCCUCUCCGCCCGCUGAGACCCCCACAGCAAUACAACAUGCCUGAUGUCAUCACUGUCCGUGUGCAGAAAGAUGCAGAGGCGGGUGUGUUUCAGGAGGUGGUUGUGGAAAUAGAGCGACCCCCCCAGCAGAAGGCUUUUCUCGGUGGCUACAGGCACCAGCUGACGGGGGCAGAGUACCACCAUGCUGCUGUCCAGACGGCAACCAAGAGGAGACCUGACAGAGGCGUGGUUGUCUUCAGCCGUGACACACAGACAGUAACAGUAAAGCACCAGGCCCAGCAGUGUGCUGUCAGUUCAUCCACCCAAAUGACAGGGGUUGGCUGUUAUGUCAGCAGCACGAAGGACAAGCUGGUUGCCCCCGGCAACUACAUAACUGCUGACCAACUCCACAGCAAGAGGCUUGCAGCGGUGAUCCAGUUGCAGUCCUACGUGCGGCGUUGGCGUGCCCAGCAACUGGUGGAGGGGCUGAGGAGGGACAGGGAGCGCAGGUUGGCAUGGUUGGAGAUGGAGGAGAGGAGGAGGAGAGAGGAGAAAGAGGAGCGCUUUAGAGAUCAGCACAGACGAAGACUGAACCCCCAGAGCCGGGAAGACUUCACCUUGAUCUACAAUACUCUAGAGAGGUGGAGACGAGAGGAGACUGAGCGUAUUGACGCCAUGCUGCACGGUGCAGAGAGGAAGGCAGCUCUCUGCCUCUUGGUGGAGCAGGAAACACAACUCAUUGCCACCAUCGGCCGCCAUUGCAUCAUUGCCCAAAACAACAACUAUGAGAAGGCUGUCAGGGCAUUCUUGGAUAAGUGUGCUGCCUCAAAGCGCUGGCACACGUGUGAUGGUAAAAUUGCCCAGAUGGACACCCAGAGCACCAUCAGAGCCAGCGAGCUCCGAGACCUCUAUCUAAACAUCAGCUUCAGCGGCUCCACGCAGGAGGAGCGACUCCAGCUGCUGUCCCACCUCAAGAACACUGUCAAGGAGCAUGACUGUCAGCUCACCAGAGACAUCGUGGAGUUGAUUGACAGGGAGGCAGUCCUAAUGAGCAGGGGGGUGAAACAGAACAAUCUGAGGGGGCUGAGGAAGAGGAUCUCCACACUCUUCCUCCAACUCAUCAAAAGACCUUCAUUUAACCCCGCCGUGGCAAAGCUGCUCAAGGUUCCUCAGAUCUCCUCCCAGCUGAAGACCAACAUUCAUUACUGUCCAUCCUGUCAGUGUUACCUGCAGUCAUCUGACUACAGUCUGACGGCCAACGCCCACCUGUUGGGCCGCUGUCAGCGCUGUGCUGCACUGGAAAACAAGGCCCGGCAGCGGGAAGACUUCUCUGUCUACAGAACCAUCCUGACCCAACUCCGCAGGGACGAGGAGCUGCUCCUCAAUGAGGCUAAGAUCACUUACCUCUUGCAGGAGAAGGACGUGCAGUAUCUGGUGGAUGUGGUGUGGGGUGCCCAGUCAGCCCUCACUGCCUGCCGUGACCUUCAUGAACUGAAGCUGAUCCGCUGGGAGUGCUGCUCGCCAUGGAGUCCCUGGAACUGCAUCCUGGUGUCCAAAGAGGAGGCUCGCGCCCACCUGACAGUAGAGAACCUCCAUCAGGCAUACGGGCCAGUCUUCAUCCGAACUGUCAAACACAAACACAUCCUGGCUCAGAGGUACUUUGCCCAGUUCCCCACCAUGGCAGAGUACUUGAACAAACUGGAGUCCCAGUCCGGAUCUUUGAGCACCCAGCUGGUCUCCAAAUCCAUCAGCAGCCAGUCCUCCACAUGAGCUCAUGACCUUCGGUCACUUUUCCCUCUUUUCUACAUUCUGUUUCCUCCUUUUCUGGACACUUUAACUUAUUGUCAUGGAAAAUAAAGGUUCCCAGUUUGGGUUAACUCGUUUGUACAGAAUUUACAUCGUUUUAGUGACGAUUCAUCUUCCAUGGCUUUCUUUCACAGAAGAAACCACACAGACAGCAUGAAAG